AUGACCUUGCACACGCCUGACCAUCCCUCUUCGCACUUUGCUUCAAGCUCGUCUCGCACGCCGACAAGGAUCGCAGCACACGACAUUGAAAGCGGCUCGCGACGAGGUGUGAGCCUGGACGCAGACGAUUCUUCAGAAUCCGAGUUGGAGCUAAGAAGCAGUACGGAUGGUGGCGGUAGCAGCUCUAGCGCCAGUGUGGAUGAUGACGAUCUCGGUGGGGACAAAAUGCUCGGAUCUGCUGCAGGUGCCGUCAAUGGCGUGGUCAGCCCAGGAACGGAACGAAGGAUGCACGAGGCGAAUGGCUUGCCAGCCUCGAAGAACACAGGCAAGGACAAGGAGACAUUGAAUGAAGGAUCGGCAGGCACUGAAGAGGGUUGUAACGAAGCAUCAUCUUCAUCAUCUAGACCGAGGCGCACUGCUUCGUCCAAAGCUCACCUGGCGUGGGAAGGCAGGGCUCCUGAUAGAGCUCCCAGGCUGCUAGUAGAGGUUGAACCACGCAAACGCGCUGGGACGUCAAUGUCUGCAGGCCCCAAACGUAAAGUCGGGCGACCAAGAAAGAAUGCGGAUGCAUCAGCAGAUGCUUCUGUUGGAGAGCGGGCUGGCAAGGUGUCGGUCCCAAAGACUGGAGGGGCAGCAUAUGAGCGUGACGACUCGGAGGAGAGCGAAUUGGCCAGUCGGAAUAGCGACGCCGAAAGGAAUUUUGAUGCUUCAAGCCACACUCUCGAUAAGGGCAAAGGUAGAACCGGAGCAGUAGUGCAGAUCGAUGUCACGCCUCGGAAGUCUCGCAGGCCAAGUUCAACUGCCUCUGUCUCCCGCUCAGUUGCUUCGCCAUUCGCGGACGAAGAGGAAGCUCCACCGGUCGUUGUGCCACGCAAGCGUGGUCGACCACCAAAGAAUGCUAAGGUCAACGCAAGCUCUUCAACAUCGCAGUCUUCCACCCCCAGAAGACGGGCCUCAUCGUCCGUCUCUGGCUCAGCGUCAAAACGCAAGCGCAUCACCCCUAGCCAUUCGAGCGUAUCAAGAGCCCGACCCACUCCCAGCACACCGAGCGGUCUCACAGGCAGAUCCGAGAAGCAUGAUGGACGCAAGGGGGAAUCACAGGACGACGCUUCGGCAUCGGCCUCACUCGUGGUGCCCACUUCUUCGGAUGCGUACUUUGCAGCGCACGCGAGCACUCGAUCCAGAAAAGCAAAGGAUCAAACCUCUUCUGCUCUUUUAUCUGCUCGCUUGGGUCCCCUGCGGCUAUCUUCCCUUGCCGAUCUGUCCCAAGUCUCCACCACUCAUACCGACCUCUCCACUCUUCAACGCUCUCACAACUCGUGGAGGUACAUGCUGCAGGAUGGCUUUCCAAUCUUGUUUCACGGUGUGGGAGAAAUGAAACAAGUUCUGGACAGCUUUGCCAGUCGGAUGGCCGAGGAGGGGUAUGCAAACAGCGUCAUCGUGAGGGGCGAUCAUGUGAAACGACCCGAAGAAAUUCUAGACGCUGUUGAAUUGGCGUUGGGCAUGGACAAGACUGGUAGAAGAAGGGAAGAAGACGACGUGUUUGCGACGCCAAUUGAGAGGAGAGCUGCUCUUGUUUCCAAACACUUGCGUAGAGGAAGACGACGGGCAAAAGAUGGCGAUCCUCUUCAAGAGGACGAGGACGACGACGACCAUGACUGCUGGCUUGAUGAUUGGCAGGAUGUUGAACCCAUUCCGGAAGCAGUCGAUGAUCUCGAGUGUCCGCCUUUGCUGCUGCUGAUUCACAAUGUGUCCAGCGCUCCGCUACUCGUUGCGCGAGCACAACGAGCGCUAGGCAUCCUUUGCAGGAGCAAGCUGAUUUGGCUGAUGGGGAGCACAGCGCACGUUCGCGCAGCCUCCUUGCUAAAUCUGCAUCCUUCGAGCCCAAGGUGGGUGUUGCAUGCGCUGCACACCUUCAUUGCUCGAGAGCCAUCGGCGCGCGUAGCUCACUCAGCCGGACUACCACGGGCUUUGUACGGUUCCGCGUCUAGCAACAGCGCUCAAAGAGCCGUAGGAUCGGCAGCACCCUCAGCGUCGCUUGGGAUUACCUCGGGCACUGCGCACGCAAGCGAAGUUCAAUCAGAUCUGAGCGCAAAGCAAGCUCUUCACAUCUUCAAGAGCGUAACGAACAAUGCUCAGUCCCUCUUUCUCAAGCUGGCCAAUCUACAAUUGCAAAAGUUGCGCUCGGACACGCCUGCUGCUGCGCCGGGAAGCACGACGUACAGCGAAUUGGGAACAUUGGCAGCUCGCAAUUUUAUAGCUACCAAUCCGGGAUCCUUGGCCUUGGUGGUGCACGAAUUCACGUCGCACGGCUUGUUGCGGGCCGUAGGCUCCGACACGCAAAUGGACAAUACGGGAUCGCAGUCGCAAUCGGGCGUGGCUGCGACGCAGGUGGUGCAGGGUAUCAGCACCUUUGCGUCUGCUACUACGCUGAGACUUGCUCUGGACAAGGAAGAACUCGAGAGGGCUGUGCAGCUUUGCACCGCUGCUAGAGCCCAUCGAUGA
Molecule: messenger RNA, 2505 nt
Organism: Ceraceosorus bombacis
Lineage: Eukaryota; Fungi; Basidiomycota; Exobasidiomycetes; Ceraceosorales; Ceraceosoraceae
Source: the annotation of a GenBank genome assembly